AUGCGGGGCCGGCGCGGCAGGCCGCCCAAGCAGCAGCAGCCGGCGGCGGCCGCCGCUCCGGCGAGCGCCCCGGCCCCGGCAGGCCCCAUCGGCGGGCUGCGCUCCCGGCAGCGCGGCAGCAGCCGCGGCAGGUGGGCGGCCGCGGCCCAGGCGGAGACGGCGGGGCCCAAGCAGAAGGGAGCCGGCGCUGCCCAGGCCUCGUCGCCCGCCGCCGCCGCCUCGCCCAGGGGGGGCGGCAAGAGGAAGGCGGGCGGCGGCGGCAGCAGCACCCCCGGUGGGGGAGGCAGCGGCGGUAAGGGCAGGGGCAGGGCCGGGGCGGCAGGAGCAGGGGGAGGAGGAGGCGCAGGAGGCAGCUGCAACAGCCAAGGCAGGGCUGCCUCGUCCAGGAGGAGCAUCAGCAAAGUGGUGUACGACGAUCAUGAGAGCGAAGAGGAGGAGGAGGAGAGCAUGGUGUCCGAGGAGGAGGAGGAGGGAGACCCCGAGGAUAACCAGGACUCCGAGGAGGAAGAAGAGGAGGAGAUAAUGGAGGAAGAGGACGACGACGACUCUGACUACCCCGAAGAGAUGGAGGAUGAAGACGAUGCCAGUUAUUGCACUGAGAGCAGCUUCAGGAGCCACAGCACCUACAGCAGCACCCCAGGUAGGAGAAGACAGAGAGCACAUCGUCCUCGUUCUCCAAUAUUGGAAGAAAAAGAUAUCCCACCCUUGGAGUUUCCUAAAUCCUCAGAGGACUUGAUGGUGCCUAGUGAGCAUAUAAUGAAUGUUAUUGCCAUCUAUGAGGUACUGAGGAACUUUGGCACUGUUUUGCGCCUCUCUCCUUUUCGUUUUGAGGACUUCUGUGCUGCUCUGGUAAGUCAAGAGCAGUGCACACUCAUGGCAGAGAUGCACAUAGUGCUGUUAAAAGCAGUUUUACGUGAAGAAGACACUUCAAAUACUACCUUUGGACCUGCUGACCUCAAAGAUAGCGUUAAUUCCACUUUGUAUUUCAUAGAUGGGAUGACGUGGCCAGAGGUUCUGCGGGUAUAUUGUGAGAGUGACAAGGAAUACCAUCAUGUUCUUCCUUACCAAGAGACAGAGGACUAUCCUUAUGGACCAGUAGAGAAUAAAAUCAAAGUUCUGCAGUUCUUAGUGGAUCAGUUUCUUACCACAAACAUUGCACGUGAGGAGUUGAUGUCAGAAGGGGUUAUUCAGUAUGAUGAUCAUUGUAGGGUUUGUCACAAACUCGGGGAUUUGCUCUGCUGUGAGACCUGCUCGGCCGUGUACCACCUGGAGUGUGUGAAGCCGCCCCUGGAGGAGGUGCCCGAGGACGAGUGGCAGUGUGAGGUCUGUGUGGCACACCAGGUGCCCGGGGUGACUGACUGUGUGGCUGAAAUCCAAAAAAACAAACCCUACAUCCGCCACGAGCCCAUCGGCUACGACCGGCACCGGCGGAAAUACUGGUUCCUGAACAGGAGGAUCAUCAUAGAGGAAGAUUCAGAAAGUGAGAAGGAUAAGAAAAUCUGGUACUACAGCACCAAGAUCCAGCUGGCAGAGUUAAUUGAAUGCCUGGACAAGGAUUACUGGGAGGCUGACCUAUGCAAAACCCUGGACGAGAUGCGUGAGGAAGUUCAUCGGCACAUGGAUGUGACAGAAGACCUUACAAACAAAGCAAGGGGCAGCAACAAGUCUUUCCUUUCUGCAGCAAAUGAUGAAAUUUUGGACAUUAUCAGAGCAAGAAAAGGAGAAAUAGUGGAAGAUAAAAACACAGGAGAUGAGGAAGCAGAAAAGGCCAAAAGUGAUGUUGAUAAUGACCAGACAGAUGCUGAGAGAGACAAGGAAGAAUCUGGAGACCAAGAUAAAAUUGAGGAAACACAGAGUGAGCAAGAUGUGGAAAAAGAGAAAGCAGAAGAGGCAACAGUCGUUGGGGAUAAAAGUAACUGUGUGACCUGCAGCCCUGAUGACAGCACCACAAACCCUCCUGCAGGAGAGAAUAGUUGCUCUGAAGGGAAGGACGCAGUGGGGUGUCAGUCAGAAACCCUUGAUAGCAACAACGUGGCAGAGAAGAAGGUGGCAUCAGAGCUCCCUCUGGAACUCUCAGAAGAAACUGGUCAGAUGAUCCCCAGCAGUGGCUCUGCUGCCCCUCCACAGGCAGAUGUUGAGAACAGCAGUGGCAGCGAGCUGGGCUCUGGCCAGAAUGACUCCAUUAAGACUCUUGAUGAUGCUGAAAAUGCAGAGAGGGGAUCCCAGGCUUCAGAGGAUUUAGGAGAGAAAUCCAAUGGUGACAGAAGUGAUUCUCCAGGGGCAGGGAAGGGCACACCAGGCUCGACACGGAUGCUCACCAGAUUGAGAAAUCCAGACAGCAAACUGAGCCAGAUGAAAAGCCAGCAGGUUGCUGCUGCAGCAAAUGAAGCAAAUAAGUUAUAUAAAGAAACCAGAGAGGUUCUGGUGGUGAACUCCCAAGGGGAAGUGUCCCGAGUGAACACCAAGAAGGACGUGGUGAUUAAAGGAAAUAUCAACAACUAUUUCAAACUGGGGCAGGAGGGGAAGUACCGUGUGUAUCACAACCAAUAUGCCACCAACUCCUUUGCCCUGAACAAGCACCAGCACAGGGAGGACCAUGACAAGAGGAGACACCUCUCACACAAAUUCUGCCUGACCCCAGCUGGAGAGUUCAAGUGGAACGGGUCUGUGCAUGGCUCCAAAGUUCUCACCAUAUCCACCCUGAGGCUGACCAUUAUUCAGCUGGAAAACAAUAUCCCAGCAUCCUUCCUUCACCCUAAUUGGGCUUCCCACAGGUCUAAUUGGAUUAAGGCUGUUCAGAUGUGCAGCAAACCCAGAGAAUUUGCACUAGCACUGGCUAUUUUGGAGUGUGCAAUCAAACCAGUUGUCAUGCUGCCCAUCUGGAGGGAAUCCUUGGGGCAUACGAGAUUACGCAGAAUGACAGCAAUAGAAAGAGAAGAAAAGGAGAAAGUGAAAAAAAAAGAGAGAAAGCAAGAAGAAGAAGAAACAAUGCAGCAAGCUACAUGGGUGAAAUACACAUUUCCUGUCAAACACCAGGUUUGGAAGCAAAAAGGAGAGGAAUAUAGAGUAACAGGAUAUGGUGGCUGGAGCUGGAUUAGUAAAACCCAUGUCCACAGGUUUAUGCCCAAAUUGCCAGGAAAUACUAAUGCAAAUUACAGAAAAUUGCUAUCAACAAAGAGCGAAGAUGAAAAAUGCAACUUGGAUAAACGAAAAGGUGCAGCUAAGGUAAAAGCAGAGAAAGACAGAGCAAAGGAUUCUCGAGAUCUGCAAGCAAAAGAAAAAGAUGUUUCAGAAACCUUGGAGAAAGUACAAGUAAAAGAAGAAAAGUUGCGUGAAGACAAAUUAGAAGUUGACUCAAUUUCUGAAAACUUAGAUCAUGCAAAAGACACAGUGGCAAAAGACACCGAUGGUGAAAACGAUAAAGUCAUCAAAGAAGAACCUAUGGAUGUGGAUGAUGUGAAAAUUGAAUCCUCCAUAAAAGAUGAGGACAGUCAUUGUAAGCGGGAUAUAAUCAAUGUCAGUGAGGGAUUUCAUUUAAGGACUUGCUACAAAAGGAAAGUAAAAUCAUCAAAAUUAGAUGGGCUCCUGGAGCGGCGAAUCAAACAGUUCACACUGGAGGAAAAACAGCGUCUAGAAAAGAUGAAGCUGGAGGCUGGUGCUAAAACUGGGGGCAUUCGACCUGUGAGCCCCCAGAAAAACACAGAGGAGCUACAAGUGAGGAAUGGGAAGGAAGGAGGCCAGUUUGGCUCUCCUUCCCAGGAUCAAAGCUACAUUUCAGACAAGACCCAAGCUGAAGAUGCAGAACAGGACUGUUUGCCCAUCAGCAAAGCUGGGGAUGAAGAUGAACCUUCCUUGCCUUUGUCCAACAGGCUCUCAAAAGAAGGGCAGCUGCUGGAUGAGGACUGCCCUCAGUCCUCUGAAGGAGACAGCUCUGUUCAGAAUGAUGGCAGAGCAAACAACCCUGAGCCUUCCACUGCUGAUAAACAUCAAGGACAAGAGGCUCUUGGGGAGUCUGAGAGCUCUUUAGUGGAUGGCUUGAAACAAACCAGUGCAGAAGGCAGAAUCAAAUGGGAUGUUUCAGAAACAGCCCAAAAACCCUUGAAACAAAAGCUGCCUAUUACCAGAGUGUCUCAGCGAGAACUUGGAAACUUAGGACCACUGGUACCUGAAAGCAGCUGUAGAAGAGAUGCUGUGGGCACUCUUGAAAAACCAGACUCAGAAGGGGAUUCUGAACAGCAAAGCAAAGAUCCAGAAAACAAUUGUAUGAUAAAAAGCCAUAUGGAAACCAUGUCCUCUCAAGAAAGUGAAAUGGAGGAAGAACUUGCUCCUGUAAAGACUGAAAGCAAAUCUGAAAAGAUGGUAUUUCACCAAAAAUCAGCUAAUAAAGAUCUAGAAUCAUUUAAAACGGGGCUGAUUUCUGAAAGAAACCUUGAAAGUCAAGGUCUGGAACACAUGGAUGGGGAAAAUGAUAACAAAGAUUUACUGAGCUCUAAACUAACAGAGGCUAAUGGUCGAAAGAAAGGUCAGGAACUGAAAGUGGAGACAGGUACCAUGAACAAAUAUCUUGAUCAGACAAAUGUAAAUACUAUUACUGACAAAAAGAGUAAUAAAGAUGAAGAAACUGAGACAGAAAAAGAAAAAUCAUCAUUUCAAAUGAAUGGAAAAGACAAUGACAUUAAAGCAUUAUCAAAUGAUGACUGCUUAGUGAAAAAUACCUGUGAAGCUAAGGCAGGGGGUGAUAUUGAACCAAAAGUUAAUAAUAUUAAUAAAGCCAUUCCAGAACAUGAAAUAAAACCGUUGACUUUUAAGGAAUCUUCAGUAAAACCAUUCAUGAAUGGUGACAUCAUGGGAGAGGACACAAAGGAUAAAAAUAAUGUGGCCUCAAAGUCACAUCUGCAGAGUUCAGCUGAGUCUGGAGAGAGUCUUCAGCCACCAGAUGAAGUGCCCAAGUGUGUGCAGAAAACUGAAGAAAAGCAGCUUUCUCCUGAGAGAUCUGCCAGUGGGGGCUCUGCUUCCCUGCCAGCACAGCCUGUCUGUAAAGAAAAUAACCUGAACAGUGAAACAGAAUCUAUGGAGACUGAAGCAAGUGAGGAGAAGAAAGUUGCUCCAUCUCCUGUAACCUCAUGUGAGGAAUCCAUCUUGAGCAGUCGCUUUGCUGACCAGAAUGGAAUAAAUAAAAUGGAAAAUAUCAAUGGAGAAAGUAAAAUGAAAACUGUUAUUACUGAAGUGACUACCACAACCUCAACUGUGUCCACAGAGUCCAAAACGGUGUUUAAGGUAGCAGAGACUGGAGCUGCCAGUGAUGAGAAGACCACAGUUGUUUCCUCUACAGAAAACUGUGCCAUCUCCACUGUCACCACCACCACCACUGUCACCAAGCUCACCACUCCAGCCUCAGAGAGUAACUCUGAUGUCAUCUCUGUGCAGGAGCACAGUAAAACAGUGGUUACCACCACAGUCACCGACUCGCUGACCACCCCAGAGGGCACUUUGGUGACUUCCAUGACUGUCAGCAAAGAAUAUUCCACAAAAGACAAAGUGAAGUUAAUGAAAUUCACAAGACCCAAAAAAACUCGUUCUGGAACUGCCUUGCCAUCUUAUAGGAAAUUUGUUACCAAAAGCAGUAAAAAAAGCAUAUUUGUUUUACCCAAUGAUGACUUGAAAAAGCUGGCCAGGAGAGGAGGGAUCAGAGAGGUUCCUUAUUUCAAUUACAAUGCAAAGCCUGCCUUGGAUAUCUGGCCAUAUCCAUCCCCAAGACCGACAUUUGGGAUCACUUGGAGGUACCGACUCCAAACAGUCAAAUCAUUGGCUGGAGUGAGCCUGAUGUUGAGGUUAUUGUGGGCAUGUCUCAAGUGGGAUGAUAUGGCAGCUAAAGCUCCCCCUGGGGGAGGAACCACAAGGACAGAAACAACUGAAACUGAAAUUACAACAACAGAAAUAAUCAAGAGGAGAGAUGUCGGUCCGUAUGGGAUCCGCUCAGAGUACUGUAUAAGAAAAAUCAUUUGUCCCAUUGGUGUACCAGAGGCUCCAAAAGAAACUCCAACGCCCCAGAGGAAGGGACUGCGAUCGAGUGCCCUCAGGCCAAAAAGGCCAGAAACACCCAAGCAAACAGGCCCUGUUAUAAUGGAAACUUGGGUAGCAGAGGAGGAGUUGGAACUGUGGGAGAUCAGGGCAUUUGCUGAAAGGGUGGAGAAGGAAAAGGCACAGGCAGUUGAACAACAGGCUAAGGUUAGUGAACAGAAGAAGGCAGAGGAGUUCAAGGCCCAAUUGGAGGCUCAGCUAAAACACCAACGUUUGGCUGCCCAGCAGAAGCGGCUGGAGCAGCAGAAGCAGAUCCCUGCAGGAGGGGUGGUCCCUGCAGCCAGCACAGCCAGCAGCACUGCAACCACAGUGUCCACACCCCAGAAAGUCGUGGUGGGCCCUCUGACAGGCCCUGUCCCCACAGGAACCAAAGUAGUGCUCACCACUAAAGUGGGGUCUCCAGCUACAGUAACAUUCCAACAGAACAAGAAUUUCCAUCAAACUUUUGCUACUUGGGUUAAGCAAGGCCAGUCUUCAACAGCCACUAGCACAGCUGCCAGCUCAGCCACAAGCAUUGCCAGCACAGGGCAGACCUUCCAGCUCUCAGGCAGCCCAGUAACGAUGGCAGGGAAAGUGAUAACUAAGCUGCCACUCCCUGCAAACAGCAAGAUUGUUGCCGUCAAUGUGCCAUCAACUCAAGGAGGUGUGGUUCAAGUUCAGCAAAAGGUAUUGGGUAUCAUUCCAUCAACUACAGGUGCAAGUCAAACCUUUACUUCAUUCCAGCCAAGGACAGCAACUGUAACCAUUAGGCCAAACACCACAGGGACAUUAGGAACAACAAGCACUUCACAAGUGGUGCAGGGGACGCCGCUGCGCCCCGGGAUGACGGUGAUCCGGACCCCGCUGCAGCAGCCCGCCCUUGGCAAGGCCAUCAUCAGAACGCCUGUAGUGGUGCAACAAGGUAUUCUGCCAGCCAGUCAGACCCAGCAAGUGGUGACUCAGAUAAUCAGGGGUCAGCCUGUCUCAACAGCAGUUUCUAGUACCAGCACAGCUUCCUCCAGCACUGGGCAGAAAACCAUCACAAGUUCUGGGACAGCCCCUCAACAAGUUCAGCCUCAGACCCCAACACCUCCCCCUCGCCCCCAGCAGGGCCAGGUGAAGCUGACAAUGGCCCAGCUCACCCAGCUCACACAAGGGCAGGGUGGCAGUCAAGGCUUAACUGUGGUAAUUCAGGGACAAGGUCAAACUACUGGUCAGUUACAAUUAAUCCCUCAGGGUGUGACUGUAAUACCUGGUCCAGGACAGCAGCUUAUGCAAGCAGCUAUGCCAAAUGGUACAAUUCAGAGAUUUCUGUUCACCCCACUACCAGCAGCUGCUACUACAGCUAGCACAACUACAACCACUGUUUCUACUUCCACCUCGGGUGCGGGGGAAGCCAAGCCGGCUCUGCAGGUGGCUCCAGCAGCGGCCGUGUCCGCGGGGCAGGGCCCGCCCCAGGCCCAGUCCCAGGCCCAGCCCGCGGGGGCUCAGGCCCAGCCCGAGGCCCCGAGCCCGGCCGAGGCUCCCGCCGAGCCCGCAGCCCCUGCCGAGGCUCAGCCCUCCAAGUCCCCGGCUCAGUCUCCAGCCCCGGCUCCGGGGCUCUCUCCAGCGCCGCCCGCGGGGCUGCCCCCAGGCCAGGCCCAGGCUCAGCAUCCAGCUCAGGUGGUUAUGAAGCAGAAUGCUGUCAUAGAACAUUUGAAACAGAAGAAGACACUGACUCCAGCUGAGAGGGAAGAAAAUCAGAGAAUGAUUGUGUGCAACCAAGUGAUGAAAUAUAUUCUGGAUAAGAUAGACAAAGAGGAAAAGCAGGCAGCUAAGAAACGGAAGCGAGAAGAGAGCGUGGAGCAGAAGCGGAGCAAACAGAACGCGACCAAGCUCUCAGCUCUGCUGUUCAAGCACAAAGAGCAGCUGAAAGCUGAAAUUCUGAAAAAAAGAGCACUUCUGGACAAAGAUCUGCAGAUUGAAGUGCAGGAGGAGCUAAAGAGAGACUUGACUAAAAUUAAGAAGGAAAAGGAGCGAGCCCAGGCAGCAGCAGCUGCUGCAGCCGCCGCAGCCGCCGCGGCCGCCGCCGCUGCGCCACCAGCACCGCCACCAGUGCCACCAGCACCGCCACAGCUGCCAGCUGCCAGUGUCACCUCCUCCUCCUCCACCACUGUCCCCGUGCCAGUCUCCUCCCAGAAGAGGAAACGAGAGGAGGAGAAAGAUUCCUCGGCUUCCAAGUCCAAGAAAAAGAAAAUGAUUUCUACUACCUCAAAGGAAACGAAGAAGGACACAAAGCUUUACUGCAUCUGUAAAACGCCUUACGACGAGUCCAAGUUCUAUAUUGGCUGUGAUCUUUGUACUAACUGGUAUCAUGGAGAAUGUGUUGGAAUCACAGAAAAGGAGGCUAAGAAAAUGGAUGUGUACAUCUGUAAUGAGUGUAAACGGGCACAAGAGGGCAGCAGUGAGGAGUUGUACUGUAUCUGCAGAACACCUUAUGAUGAGUCGCAAUUUUACAUUGGCUGUGACCGGUGUCAGAACUGGUACCACGGGCGCUGCGUGGGCAUCCUGCAGAGCGAGGCCGACCUCAUCGAUGAGUACGUGUGCCCCCAGUGCCAGUCCACUGAGGAUGCCAUGACUGUGCUCAGCCCCCUCACUGAUAAGGACUAUGAAGGCUUGAGGAGGGUCCUGCGCUCCUUGCAGGCUCACAAGAUGGCAUGGCCAUUCCUAGAACCAGUAGACCCCAACGAUGCCCCAGAUUAUUAUGGUGUCAUCAAAGAACCAAUGGACCUUGCUACCAUGGAAGAAAGAAUCCUGAAACGUUACUACAAAAAGGUGACGGAGUUUGUGGCAGACAUGACCAAAAUUUUUGAUAACUGCCGUUACUACAAUCCCAGUGACUCCCCUUUCUACCAGUGUGCAGAAGUUCUCGAGUCUUUCUUUGUACAGAAACUAAAAGGAUUUAAGGCAAGCAGGUCCCAUAACAACAAACUGCAGUCUACAGCUUCUUAGAGUUCAGCGUGUUAACCAAACACACGAGCAAGGAUCUGGUUGUCUGACAAUUUUUAAUUAAGGAGCCAGAUGUUUUUAGUCAGGUUAUCCUGACAAGACUCGAUGUAAACUGCGUUUUUAUUGGUCACAACAGUCAAAUUAUAUUCUUGGCUUAUUUUGUCCAAAGGACAAAGAAAUAAAAAUCAGCAGCACCACUUUCUUGUCAAGAUCAAAUUGUUGUACUAUUGUGGCAGAAGCAGGAAAACUUUGUUUUGUUGAAGGAGAGAGAGAAAGAGAGCAAGAAAAAAGAUACAGUAAAUGGGGUCACGUUUAACUCCAUGGAAAUGCCACGUCUGUUCUUCAGUGAAGAAGCUGGUUUAAAGUCCACACAGAAAACUUUGACUGUAUUUAUUUAUUGUUGCAAAAAAGACGCUUUUUUAUUGCUGCCCUCAUUUGUCAGCUAAUUAUUUUUUCUUAUAAAAUCCAGCCCUGGUUCCAUGUAAUCCAUUCUGUAUCUUAACAUGAUUCCUGUAGGUAAAAGUACAAGAAGACCUCUAGAUGUCUUUUCUUUCUAUGAAAGGAGCUGCUAUGUACACAUGUGCACACACACAGGACUGGGAAUCAACAAGGAGUUUAUCAUUCAUGGUAGAUAAAAACAAGCUUGCAUAAAAUUUGGGCUGAGUGGUCACGGACUACAGACUCUGUUGCCUUGAAUAUAACAAACAGUACAAUUUGUCAUUUACUCUGCACCAGACUGAACUGAGUAAAAUCUAUUUGAAGGUAUCUUGUUUGUAAACAUUUGUCAGAUUCUAAUUUUUUUUUCUUUUGUAUUAAAAUUCAAAAUAUGGAUGUAUAUGAAACAAAAUAAAUGGAGAUCAUUGUUCUCCCCACAGCAGUAGGUGUGUUUGAGUGUGCGCUGCCACGUGUGUGAGACACUCUGGGGAUCUGUGCAGGGAUUGCCAGGAGCAGGGGGGGGAAUGGCCAAGGAGGGGGACCCAACCCCAUCAGACAUUGCCACAGGGGGCCUGAAGGACUGUCCAGGAGGGACAGGGCUGGAGCUGUUGGUGAGGUUUUCCUGCCCACUGGAGCUCAGUGACCUUUGCCAAGUGCUCUGGGAUUGUGGAGCACCACCUGUAAUUGUGUCCCUGGGGGCUCCUGGGCUGCCCUGAGGGGUGAACUGCAGCCCAGGAAGGUGCAAACUGCAGAUGAGGAGGUUUUUCCUUCCCUGUGUGUGACUGACUUGCUCUGGUCCCUGUCUGUAGCUCCCAGCCUGGUUUCUCUGCAGCUCCUCACCCACCUGAGCAGCUUUUGCACUGACUCACAGUCAACUUCUGUUCUCCAGUGGUUUGGGAUUUACCUGAUUUAUGGAUAAGCUCCUUUUGGGUUUAACCUCACACCUUGCUAUGCAAGAACCUCUUCUGUUAUUUUUCUUAAAAAAGAUGUUGCUACUGACCACCCUUUCUUACACUUCCAGCUCAGGUGUUCAGGUUCUUCUGGGGGGAUUUUCUCUACUAAAAAGCCGUGUGUUUUUGUACAUACAAAUGUUGUCAUUUAACCAAUCUGUGAAAAUUACUAAUUGUUCAGUGUGGAAACAAUAAUCCAUUUAUGCUUCUGAAAGUCAAAGAAGAGUAGUUGCAUUUAGGUUAUGUUGUCCUUUGAAGUUUUAAAAAAAUGCUGCAUAUUGUAAGCAUUGUGUUUUAAUGGGACAAGGAAAAAUCUCACCUUUAACAGCACUGGGACAUAUCCUGCAUCUCAUCCCAACUUCUCAGCAUUUCUGUACUAUUUAUUCAUACCUAACUCCAUAUUGACAUGGUUGAAACCUUUCCUACCUGUAGGCAAUAGAUUGCUGUUUUUAACAAAUUGUGGCAAAAUGAAGAGUACUUUUUUGUACCUUAUAGGACAUAUCAUCCUAGACAAAUAAAGUAAUGUGUUUGACAUGGA
Molecule: messenger RNA, 10971 nt
Organism: Melospiza georgiana
Lineage: Eukaryota; Metazoa; Chordata; Aves; Passeriformes; Passerellidae
Gene: BPTF
Product: bromodomain PHD finger transcription factor
Exons: 32
Coding region: 1-9051 (3016 amino acids)
Biological process (GO): regulation of transcription by RNA polymerase II
Cellular component (GO): NURF complex
Molecular function (GO): RNA polymerase II cis-regulatory region sequence-specific DNA binding
Source: RefSeq, a predicted model, not a curated record